Molecule: messenger RNA, 1123 nt
Organism: Exophiala viscosa
Lineage: Eukaryota; Fungi; Ascomycota; Eurotiomycetes; Chaetothyriales; Herpotrichiellaceae
Product: Calycin-like protein
Exons: 1
Coding region: 346-867 (173 amino acids)
Molecular function (GO): carboxy-lyase activity
Source: RefSeq, a predicted model, not a curated record
GCCAAAGAAUUCGGCCAACAGAAUCGGCAUUGGACGAAUUGAAGAAGACGACUCCAGUGCUGAAGCUUCAUAAGGCUGACUUGCUAUAAGAGCCGUGAUGUUUUCCCGCUUGGAACCUCGGUGCAAACGGAAUUGCCCUGGCAGCGACCGAUACUUUCCAGUGUGCUUGGAUACGCUCCACUGUCUCGUCAUACUCUCGUGACAGUACGACUGGUAAAAAUGCCUCUCUCCUCUCGGACUCGCACAUGCAGCCAUCUUUAUGAAGGGAGUCAGCUCCUCCCACUGAGGAUCUAGCAGAGCACUGCCAGCCCAAAGUUGAGUAUCAUUCCCAUCCGCGCUAGUACAAUGUCAUUUCACACCAGCACACCACUCGAUCCGACAUUCGAUGUCGACAUGAAAGACCGUCAUCUCAUCUACGACUACAACGCUCAGGAUGCCCAAGGUAACCCGGAGAAAUGGCGCUACGAGAUAUGGUUCUUCAGCUCCGACAGAGUGGUCUACGCUAUCCAUGGGGGUCCUAUGGCCGGGAGAAUCAACUACCAGACAUGUACGUUCCAGUGCAUACGACCGGGCGAACUUUGGCAGUGUUCUUGGCUCGAAGAGACCGGCACUAUCGUCUCGCUGGUAUACGACAUCAAGCAGCAGACUUUGACGACGUUGAUCGCAUUUUCAAAAGGUCACUGGGACAAUCCCGAGGCAGCGCAUGGUGACAAGAGAGAUCCGAAGGCGUUUGACAGAUGGAGGAAACUUGCAACCAUCGGCAAGCAGACUGAUAGAUACAUGCUGAGUGAGCAGGCCAAGAUAGUUGAGGAUUUUAGGGGAAAGGGAGACUUGGAGCCUAUCGAGCAGGAUGCAGUGACUCUGUGAAGGAAGUCAACCAUCCUAGACGACCUGGGAAACGUACCGUCCACUCUGCAGCGAAACCAGUGACUGAAUCACCACGCUGGGACGCCACAACAGACAUUGCGCCAUGUCAAACAAGGACAAGUUGAUAGAGAGGAGAACAAUCAAGUCCCUCUCAAGCGAGUCUAUCCACGCAGAUGGUGAUCUCCUCCCGGUAUCGAAGUAAGGAAAAAGAAACACGUCGUACCAGAGCUCACCAGGUUUUCCACAUUACAUCGGC